Lathyrus sativus (Indian pea) is the source of this 1635-nucleotide messenger RNA. The record is from the annotation of a GenBank genome assembly. Lineage: Eukaryota; Viridiplantae; Streptophyta; Magnoliopsida; Fabales; Fabaceae.
AUGCGACGAUCGAAUGCUCGCAACCGCGUCGGCUCAAACCCAAACCAAAUGGAUCCAACCGUGAAACGGAUCCAAAUCCGCUCCACGAAUCUCUUCGCUCGCAACAACAAUAGCAACAACAAUUCAAAGUGUCUCUGUUUCAAGACCACGUUCAUCGUUCCUCUCUUCUUCUCGUUCCUCCUCAUCGUUUCAUACUACACUUUCUUCUCCUCAUCACCAUCGGGAGCCAGAAACAGUUUCCGGUACAGUAUAAUCGUCGACGGCGGAAGCACGGGAACUAGGGUUCAUGUGUUUAAGUAUAGGGUUAAAAACGCGUUGGAUUUUGGGAAAAAGGGGGUGGUUUCGAUGAGAGUGAAUCCAGGUUUAUCGGCGUUCGCGGGGGAUCCGGAUGGAGCCGGGAGUUCGCUGGCGGAGCUGGUGGAGUUUGCGAAACAUCGGAUCCCCAAGGAGAGGUGGAUGGAGACGGAGAUUCGGCUUAUGGCUACGGCUGGGAUGAGGAUGCUGGAUGUUGAAGUGCAGGAGAGUAUUCUAGAGUCUUGUAGGAGUGUUUUGCGUUCUUCUGGAUUCAAGUUUAGUGAUGAUUGGGCUUCUGUUAUAACAGGUUCUGAUGAAGGAGUGUAUGCUUGGGUUGUUGCUAAUUAUGCACUGGGAACUCUUGGAGGUGAUCCGUUGGAGACAACUGGGAUUAUCGAACUUGGUGGUGCUUCUGCUCAGGUAACCUUUGUAUCAAGAGAAGCGAUGCUGCCUUUGUUCUCACGCACUGUUAAAUUUGGGAAUAUCACUUACAACCUUUACAGCCACAGCUUGCUUCAUUUUGGCCUGAAUGUUGCUCAUGACUCAUGGAGAGAAGCACUUAUAUCAGGAGAUUUGAACCUGGCUUCUCAAUAUAUUAAGGAUGGGUUGCACAUAGAUCCUUGUACUCCGGCAGGGUACUCUUAUAGUGCGGAUUCAUGGAAGUCCUCGCCUAGCUCACAUAGUGAAGAAAGCCAAUAUCAGCCCACUGUUCAAACAAGGGGAAACUUUUCGGCGUGCAGAUCUGCAGCAUUGACCCUAUUACAAAAGGGGAAAGAAUUGUGUUCUUAUCAGCAUUGCGACAUAGGAUCAACAUUUAUACCUAAGCUUCAGGGGAAAUUUUUGGCUACGGAAAAUUUCUUUCACACAUCAAAGUUUUUUGGAUUGGGGCCACAUGCUUAUCUCUCCAAGUUGAUGAAUGCUGGGCAAAAAUUCUGUGGAGAGGAUUGGUUAAGGAUUAAAAAAAAAUAUGUCUCCCACGACGAGGAAGAUUUACUUCGACAUUGCUUCUCUUCUGCUUACAUUGUUGCUCUUCUUCAUGACAGUCUUGGGAUUGGUAUGGAUGAUGAGAGGAUCAAAGUUGCUAAUCAGGUGAGAAAUAUUCCGCUCGACUGGGCUUUGGGAGCUUUUAUUCUGCAAACUACAGCGGAUUCAGAUCCACAUAACCAUAACUGGUUUGCAGCCAUUUUCAGCAAUGAAUCACCUACUCUCCUCACACUGGUCGGAAUUUUUAUAAUAUUGUUGUUUAUAGCAUGGUCUAUAUCUAGGUGGCGGAAACCUCAGUUGAAGACAAUUUAUGACCUAGAAAAGGGACGAUAUAUAACUACACGAGUUGGUAGGUAA